This is a messenger RNA of Mus pahari (shrew mouse), 1750 nucleotides long. RefSeq names its product G protein-coupled receptor 19 (gene Gpr19). Gene Ontology annotation, biological process: G protein-coupled receptor signaling pathway. Gene Ontology annotation, cellular component: plasma membrane. The record is from RefSeq and is a predicted model, not a curated record. The transcript is spliced from 4 exons. The coding region runs from base 447 to 1694 and encodes 415 amino acids. Lineage: Eukaryota; Metazoa; Chordata; Mammalia; Rodentia; Muridae. Gene Ontology annotation, molecular function: G protein-coupled receptor activity.
AAAAGAAAGAAAGAAAGAAAGAAAAAGAAGAUUUAAAGGAGAGGUGGUGGGCGGUCCCCACAACGCCACAGUAGAGACCUCAGCGUCGCUCUUUCCCCAGACAACGCGAGAUCCUGUGCCAGGCCGAGGCUCCGCCCCCGCCCCGCCCGUGGCUGUGUGCGCAUGCGUUGGGCUAUUUUGGCGCGCAAACCUUUCCGAACUUCCUGCUUGGUCACAGGGAACGUGGAACACCGCACAAACUGGAUUUUUGCCCUAUAACGACUCAAAGGAAGCAGGCUGAGGGCUGAGGGAAGGCAGAGGGGAGAUAUGAAUGUGUUCCGAAGGUUUCCCGGUGGCUCGUGGCAUCCUCCAAAGUCCUGUCUGCGAGCUGUUCCUGACCAAGAAAACCCGCGGAGCCUGUCUCUGAAAUCCAGUCCCGAUGAAGAACUAAGAGAAAAAGAGUGACUAUGGUUUUUGCUCACAGAAUGGAUAACGACCAGCCGCCUGUGGUGACUGCCACCCUGCUGGUGCCCCUUCAGAACAGCAGCUUUGUGGAAGCAGCUGAGGCCCUGCUGCCCCAUGGCCUGAUGGGAUUGCAUGAGGAGCACAGCUGGAUGAGCAACAGGACAGACCUUCAGUACGAGCUGAACCCUGGAGAGGUGGUCACAGCCAGCAUUUUCUUUGGCGCUUUGUGGUUGUUCUCUAUCUUUGGCAAUUCCCUGGUAUGCCUGGUCAUCCACCGGAGCCGGAGGACUCAGUCCACCACCAACUACUUUGUGGUGUCCAUGGCGUGUGCUGACCUUCUCAUCAGCGUGGCCAGCACGCCGUUUGUCGUGCUGCAGUUCACCACUGGGAGGUGGACCCUGGGUAGCGCCAUGUGCAAGGUGGUCCGCUACUUCCAGUAUCUCACCCCAGGUGUGCAGAUCUACGUGCUCCUCUCCAUCUGCAUAGACCGCUUCUACACCAUCGUCUACCCACUGAGCUUCAAGGUGUCCAGAGAGAAGGCUAAGAAAAUGAUUGCAGCCUCCUGGAUCUUGGAUGCGGCCUUCGUGACGCCUGUCUUCUUUUUCUACGGCUCUAACUGGGAUAGUCACUGUAAUUACUUCCUCCCUCCCUCCUGGGAGGGAACUGCCUAUACCAUUAUCCACUUCUUGGUGGGCUUUGUGAUUCCCUCCAUCCUCAUAAUCCUGUUUUACCAAAAGGUCAUAAAGUAUAUCUGGAGAAUAGGCACAGACGGGCGGACGCUGAGAAGGACGAUGAACAUUGUCCCCAGGACAAAGGUGAAAACGGUCAAGAUGUUUCUCCUCUUGAACCUGGUGUUCCUGUUCUCCUGGCUACCUUUCCAUGUGGCUCAGCUCUGGCAUCCCCAUGAGCAAGACUACAAGAAGAGCUCCCUUGUCUUCACGGCAGUCACGUGGGUAUCUUUCAGCUCUUCAGCCUCGAAACCCACUCUGUACUCUAUUUAUAAUGCCAAUUUUCGGAGAGGAAUGAAAGAGACUUUCUGCAUGUCCUCAAUGAAAUGUUACCGCAGCAAUGCCUACACCAUCACAACCAGCUCAAGGAUGGCCAAAAGAAACUAUGUGGGCAUUUCGGAAAUCCCUCCCGUGAGCAGGACGCUAACCAAAGACUCCAUCUAUGACUCAUUUGACCGGGAGGCCAGGGAGAAGAAGCUCGCCUGGCCCAUCAACUCAAACCCACCAAACACUUUUGUCUGAUUUCUAAGAAGUCUUUCACUGUGAUGUGCCAGAGAUUAAAAAGCUUUCACUAUAAA